Mesocestoides corti is the source of this 783-nucleotide messenger RNA. The record is from the annotation of a GenBank genome assembly. Lineage: Eukaryota; Metazoa; Platyhelminthes; Cestoda; Cyclophyllidea; Mesocestoididae.
AUGGAGGGUGCUGUGCGUGGAACCAAGUUUGCCAACUCCCCUUCCGGAUGGGUCAAUUCAGACGCAUUUAUUCAGUGGUUCUUGAAACACUUUCGUCCACAAAUUUCCAAACGGCCACUCGUGUUGCUCUACGAUGGCCACCUUCAGUUCGUUAGCGUUCGCGUUCUGGAACGUGCUCGAGAGGACGGCGUCCUUCUCUUUCCCUUGCCCCCGCAUCCUGCUUACAAUCACUGUGUUGAGAACACUUGUUUCCUUGCAUUCCAGAUGUACUUCGAAAAGCGGUUAGAACGCUUUUUUCAAAGGUCUCCGAAUCAGGCACUAUCAAAAUUGAAUGUGGCACCAAUACUGACACACGCCUACGAACGUGCCUUGCAGCCACAAAAUAUGAUCAGCCUCUUCGCUCAACUGGGGGUUUGUCCCUUCAAUAAUCUCGCAACAUCAAUCGGUGCCUAUCUAAAUAUUCCGGAUGACUAUGAUCAAGACGAGAUGUUGCUCCAACAUGACGAAAACGGGGACCAAGAGCAGACCUCCAGUGGAAGUGGCAGUUCUGCUCACUGGGGUAGCAGUACUAGUACUGCCUCUUUCAGUCUCCAGGCCGCCCUGGGAAUAGAACCCUCAAAUUCUGGCUUUGGCCAUCCUGGCUCGCAAAUACUCAUACCUACGUCAUCUGAACGUUCUACUAUAGGUGGUCAGUUUGUUCGUAGUAUGCUGUGUUUAUUGCCAACUGUAUGUUUUUCAAAAGCAAUUGCAUCAUCAUCUUACCUUGUAAUUGGUGCUUGCUAA